Anthonomus grandis grandis is the source of this 3886-nucleotide messenger RNA. RefSeq names its product CD82 antigen-like. Gene Ontology annotation, cellular component: membrane. Lineage: Eukaryota; Metazoa; Arthropoda; Insecta; Coleoptera; Curculionidae. The transcript is spliced from 4 exons. The coding region runs from base 200 to 976 and encodes 258 amino acids. The record is from RefSeq and is a predicted model, not a curated record.
AAUAAAAUCAAAACAAAAGCGAAGCGAGCUGCUCAGAAAUCCCCAGCCAGAUAGUCCGAGAUUGUCGUUUGUUUUGCUGCUGAGCCGAUUGAUAAAUUUUGGUUUUUCUGAACCGAACGUGCGGUUGUUUCGUGUUUAAUGUACCACUAAAGUCCGGACGAACAAAUAAAUUAAAUUCUUGUGCCAAAAAAUCGUGAAAAUGGGGUGCUACUCCUGUAUGAAAUUCCUAUAUAUCAUCUUAAACGUUUUGUUUCUGCUCAUUGGAAUAUGUGGUGUUGGAGUUAUAGUUUGGAUCCUAACAGACCAGUCUGUUCCCCUUCACUUCACCCAAGAGUAUGAUGACUUCAUGAUAGCCACCAUAAUCUACCUAAUUGUUGCUCUGGCCCUAAUUGUUCUUUCAUUCUUGGGUAUCUACAGUGUAUGCAAAGAGGUGAAAUGGGCACUAGUUGUUUCAUUCUGCUUGCUACUAUUAAUCAUAGUGGUACAAGUAGCCUCAGGGGUCUGGCUUUACAUAAACAGAGAGGCUUUGGAUAAUUUCACUCGUGCCCAUUUCAAGAAUACAAUUCAGGAACAGUAUGAUAAAAAUCCAAAGAUGAGGCCUAUCGUGGACACCAUACAGGAGAAGAUGAAAUGUUGUGGUGCAGACAGCCCAACUGACUGGUCUCGCAACAAAGAAAUUAACUUGCAAGUGAAUUCCAAAUCAGCUACCUACAAUAUACCACCCAGUUGCUGCAGGGAGGGAAUCCUUGAAUCCCAAUGUCAUGCUGCUACCAAAGACAUAAAACUGGGAGGUGUCCCCAAUACUGACGUAAUUUACCCGAAAGGCUGCUACGUGCUCAUUAAGGAACAUAUCAUCGACAGUAUGACCAUUAUUUUUGCUGUUUUUGGUGUUAUAGUGGGCGUGAAAGUAUUGGGCUUGUUAACCGGCAUUAUACUGGCGUUUUCUAUGAAUCGGUCAAACCGCUAUAAAGCUUAAUUCAUUGUUUGUUCUGCAUAAUGUCGGAUCAGGAUAGAUCCAAUUUAUGGAACAAUUAUUUCUUCUUUUGCUCCGCCUAAGUUCAAUGUACAAAUUAAUCCGUACCUUAUUUAUUUGCUCUCUAUCGAAAUCUAGAAUCUACUUAUACCAAAAAAUAUGUAUUUUUUAACGUUUAUAAAUGAUUAUAUGUCUGUUAUUCAAAUGCUAUAUAUUAUAUGUAUACCAUUUAAUAUUUAUAUUAAGACGUUAAUAUGCAAAAAUUGACUUCCACAGGGAGAUAUAUGGUAACUUUGAUUUCUUAUGUAAUUUACCAGUCAUGACUAUGUUUUAUUACUAAUUUAAAUCUGGAUAUUGAGGCACCCUGUCUUGAACUUGAAGGUGACCAUUGAGAUGUCGGAAACUGUAAAAUGUCGAUGAAAUAUAGGAAAUAACUUAAUUAACAUGCAAUUUAAAAAAUGUAAUAAAAUAUAUUUUUUUAUAAUGUUAUUUAAAUCCACAGGCCAAACUUUUUAUGGCUCUUUACGGCUGACCAGUCAUUUUUAAAUAACACCAGCAAAAUAAAUAUUUUUUUUAGUUUUAGUUUUUUUUUGAGUUUUCUUCUAAAACAUUAAAAUUUCUAAACGGCCUUUUAGUAAGUAUCAAAUUGUGCAAUUUUGCCAUAACCGACCUAGUUCUUAGUUUACCCUCAAAUUUGGGACAUCCUGUGUUCUCUCUACUCCUCAUGCAUAACUCCUACUUUUAAGAAACGAUAUCCCGAUAAAAAAAUAUCGUGCCAAACCGAUAUCUAAUAAAUGAUUUUUUUUAUAUAUUACCAAAAGUAUAGUAAUGAGUGAACUUCAUGUACCUUACCAUAUUCACCAUUUUUGCAUAUUAUAAUACAUAUAAAACUACAAUUUAUUAACUACUGUAAGUGCCAUAUUAUUUAUUCUUUCUAACUAUUUACGAUACUUUAGACUGACGAUGUACUUGCCAAAAUAGACUUUUUAUCUAAUGUGAUGGUCGCCCAAACUAACAUAAUAUAUUUAACCAUCUAUGCAUCGUUCUUGACUGAUUUCAAGACUAAUUUGUAUUAAUUUCACUCUUAUAAGGGUGCUCGAAUGACCAGACAUUUACAGAUUGAACGCCAUUUUUCGUUAGGGCAUAUUUACUCCCCUCUCCAUUUAGCUCUCUAAGUUUUGUUAAUUAAUUUAUUUUUGUAAAAGAUAUGUUUUUUCGUCAUAUAUGUAUAGAUGUUAAGAUAACUGGUUAAAGUAGUACGCGGAAUGUGUAUUGCUUUUAAAAUCGUUUAUUAUAGGUAUUAAAUUAAGCCAAAAAUAUGAAGAACAAAGCCGUUCUAGAUUAGUAUAUAUAGACACGUUUUGGUAAUUAUAGCACAUUUAAUUCUACUUAUUACACAACAAGGGAUAUUUUUUUAUGAUCGAGUAGCAUUUACAGUUUGACUCGACAAAUUUGCUCACUCAACCGACAUAUUUAUAAUUUUUUAUGUAAAACACUAUUUUAUUGAAAUAUACAUGGUGUCUGAAAUAAAAGUAAUGACUGCACUAUUGUUAAGCCUUGGCUAGUAAAAGAUGUCUAUAGAACUUUAAUAAAAUAUUUACUAAAAACAUUCUAAUAAUUGCUCCUAUUCAUUGUCAUACUUUUAUUUUUGCCCACGUUUCACAAAUAAUUAUUAUACUUAUUUAUUUCACAAAUACAGCACAAUAUGUCAUACAGUCUUAUAUAGAAUACAGGCAAAUGUAAAACAGGUUUCCAUUAAAUUCAAAAUUAUCCUUAAUUUUUUUGCAUUGCAAUGCUAUCUUGAUUUACAGUAAAAACUGUUUAAAGGCCUGUUAUUUUCAACUUGAGAUAUAAAGUGUAUAUAAACAGUCGUGCUUAAAAAAGGAUUUUCCGUUGAUUGGCAUAAUAAUAUAUUGGUUGUCCUAUUUAGAAUGGGGCUACCUUUUUGAAUAGGUUAACUUGUCAUCGAUAGAAAAAAGCUAAAUGAACCAUCUUUGAGAUUAAAAAUGGUAACAAAAUAGCACACUAAUGAUUUCAAACACCCUGUAGAUAAUAUAGCUAUCAGAAAACCAAAAAUAGUAUUGUAGAUGACAAUAUUUAAAUCACAUCACAAAAAAUUUGCAUUGCGCACAAUAUUACAGGCUUUGUUGGACGUAGAUAGUUGUAGUUUAGUUUAUAAGUACCAUUAUUGUUACUACUUAUUAUUAUAUUGUAACAGAUGUAUCAUAAAUGAUUUCAGACCUUUUAGUGAUGGGAUUUGCUCUUAGCAGCUUUCAGCCACUAACUGAAUAAUUGUUAAUUGAUAAAAGCAUUAAGAUAAAGAGAAACUUCCUGAAGUUGUUCAGAUGAACAAAUGUACUUCAAAAUGAAAAGAUGGGUUAAAACCUCCGCAGUCAUUGAUAAUACAUCUUAUAUUUAAUAAUUGUUUUUUUCUUAAUAUUAAAAGAAAAGAAUAUUUAUGCAUUUAAUGUCUAAUUAUUGUAUAUUUGAGGUAUAAAAUCAUAAUAAUAAUAGUAAUAUUUUCCAUGAGUCUGUAGUAAGAUCUAUGUUCGUAUCAUGUAUGUUAGAAUUAUAAUCCUUAAAAUAUAUUAAACUGUUACCAAAUAUGCUUAUAAAAACUAGUGGUAGCCCGGAACAGAAGCAGAAGGGAAGAACAUUGGUUGUGAUAUAUAUGGAAAUCAAUCAAAACAAAAAGAAACAUGUACAGAAAGAAAGAAAGAAUAUUGCCUAUUUUUGAUGUAACGAGAGUUUUCAAAAAAUCUAUGUUUUCUACAAACUUUAGUAGUUAGUAUUAUGUUGCUUGUACCUUAAAAGAAGUUAUAAUUUAUACUAUUUUGGAAUGUUGGCUUGUUUUUUUUUUAUUAUUUUUGUAAACCCCUAUAUCAUGUUUUUAAUAAACUAUCUAGAACUAUA